AUUUAGUUAUGACACUGCGUGGAAAAAUUUAUAAAACUGGUGAUUAUUUUAAAUCCGGAUUUCAUCGUCCAAUCUUACCAGAAACUGAUGACACAUUACUUGGAAUUAGUAAUCCAUUAUUUGGAAAAGAUAUUUCUCAAUUUUUUCCAUUGGACAAUGAUGCUAUUGGUUGUAGAUUUCGUCCCGUUAAUUUUAAUUCAUCAGAUUUAUGUCCUUCGUUGCCUAAUGAUUCAAGAUAUCAUUGCCAUACUUCAAAAAAUUCUCUGCGUACUUUAGAAUCUUUAUCAACUAAUCGUUAUGUUGGCUUUUCAUGGGAUGAGAUAACUUCAAAUACUAACAACAGAAAAUUAUUAGUAAAUCGAAAUUAUGUAUAUGAUUUCACAUCAUAUCUUGAUCCAUCAAACAUUGAUCUAUGGUUAGGUGAUGAUAAAAAUCUUACACGAACAUGGAUAGAAAGUUUGAUUGGACGUGAUGCGACUUUAGAUAUAACUAGAACAACUUCUCAAAAUGAUGUGGCGAAAUGUUUCGACAACUUUUUAGUAGGAAAAGUUGAAGGGAUUCCAUAUGGUU
This is a messenger RNA of Racocetra fulgida, 570 nucleotides long. NCBI's taxonomy places the organism in Eukaryota, Fungi, Glomeromycota, Glomeromycetes, Diversisporales, Gigasporaceae. The record is from the annotation of a GenBank genome assembly.